AUCACAGAAGAAGCUCUGAGCAUGGCUUCCAAAACGGUCUCACCAGAGCCACUCGGCGUCCUUCAGGACAGCGACGAUGAUGAUGAUGGGAACAACUCGUCAGGUCUGGAGGAUGAGGACAGCGAUGAAGAAACUAUGGAUCUGGAAGAGAAUGAAAGUGAAGAUGAUGAGCAGAACACACCACCGGUGAAGAAGCCACAAACGCGUUCUCAGUCAAAACCUCCCCCAUCAUGGAGAACACCCGAAGAGCCCGACGAGGCUCCAGCGGUGAUUCGAUUCUGCCCUGCGCGUCCUCCUGGGGUGCAAUUAAAUUCAUCAAACAAAUACACACCAGUAGAGUUGUUCAAACUCUUCUUCUGUCCAGAUGCUGUGGCGACGCUGUGUAAGAACACCAAUAAACAGGCUGCCAGAAACAUCAAACAAGGACGUAAGUACAAAUGGACUGAUGUAACAGUGGAUGAGUUCUACAAGUACAUCGGACUUGUUUUUUACACGGCCCUGAUAAAGCUGAAUGACAUCCGAGACUACUGGCGACAAAACAACAUUUUCUCCAUCGCCUUCCCAGGGACUGUGAUGACAAGAGACAGAUAUAGGACCAUUUCCUGGAAUGUGCACAUGAGCGAUCCAGAAGAGGACCAAGAAAACGAUAGUAGGAAGGGAACCCCACAGCAUGACCGACUGUUUCGGGUGAGACCGCUCAUGGACAGGAUUCGGGAGGCCUGCAAAACCUUUUAUCAUCCACAAAGAAACCUUGCGGUGGAUGAACGAAUGGUUGCAUCUAAGGCAAAAACGAGUAUGAAGCAGUACAUGAAAAGAAAGCCAAUCAAAUGGGGCUUCAAGUUGUUUGUAAUGGCUGACUCUAGCAACGGAUACACUGUGGAUUUUGCUGUGUACACAGGAAAGGACGCCUUUUACACAGGGCAAGGGAUUUCAUACGACACUGUUAUGUCAUUCAUGGAUCAUUCCUUUUUGGGAUCCGGGUACCAUGUUUACAUGGACAAUUUCUACACGAGCCCAAAGCUAUUCAAGGACUUGCGCGGCAAGAAAUUUGGUGCUUGUGGGACAUACAGGGACAACAAGAAGAACUGUAAGGACUGCCCAAGGACUACGCUGAACGCUCUAAGUAGGACAUCACUCAGAGGAGACUUCAGGUGGAUCAGAGAUGGUCCUCUGGUGUUUGUGAAGUGGAUGGACUCUCAAGAGGUUUCUGUUUGCUCUACGAUUCAUGCAGCCUUUGGCGAGACGAUAAAACGGAAAGUGAAGACCUCGAAAGGGACCUGGAGCAUACAGACUUUGCCAUGCCCAACUCCUGUGCUUAAGUACAACGAACACAUGGGAGGUGUGGACUUGUCCAACCAACUGAUCCAGUACUAUACACCACAGCACAAGACCAUGAAAUGGUACCAAAAGCUAUUUUUGCAUUUUUUGGACAUUGCGGCUACGAAUGCAUACAUCUUACACAAAGAACUUGUGUCACAACAACUGUGCCAUGCCUUGACACACAAAGCGUUUAUGGAGGAACUGACUGCACAACUGUGUGGCAUUUCACAGAAAAUCCCUUUAAAACGCGCCUGCUGUGAUCACGUCCCUGUGCCUGUUGCCAAAUUGUCUACAAACAUCAGCCAGAUUGCUUCACAUGGUCGCAGAACCUGCGUCUUCUGCCGAAAGCAACGUUCCAAAAAGAGCAGCACUCCGUGGAAGUGCAGGAAGUGUGAUGUUGCACUUUGCCUUCAACUAACUAGAAACUGUUAUGAGCAAUGGCAUAAAACUGGGUAA
Molecule: messenger RNA, 1776 nt
Organism: Clarias gariepinus (North African catfish)
Lineage: Eukaryota; Metazoa; Chordata; Actinopteri; Siluriformes; Clariidae
Product: piggyBac transposable element-derived protein 4-like
Exons: 3
Coding region: 22-1776 (584 amino acids)
Source: RefSeq, a predicted model, not a curated record